GAUCACUCUCGCGAGAGGAGAAUGCAUCGCACUAGCUAAGACGUCCAGGCAUGCCGGAGAAAGAUCCGUGUCAAAAACAGGCAUGUGCUAUUCAAAAGUGUCUGCAAGCCAACAACUACUCGGAGAGUUUGUGUGAGAAUGUGAUCCGAGAGAUGCGGCGGUGCUGUGAAGCUCAGGCCGGGAAAUCCAUCUGCUGCUCCGGGUUUAGGGAGUCCAAACCAACGGGGAACAAGAGCAACGCAUAAAAACAUCUCAAUCAAAUGUCAGU
Molecule: messenger RNA, 268 nt
Organism: Nothobranchius furzeri (turquoise killifish)
Lineage: Eukaryota; Metazoa; Chordata; Actinopteri; Cyprinodontiformes; Nothobranchiidae
Gene: cmc4
Product: C-x(9)-C motif containing 4 homolog (S. cerevisiae)
Cellular component (GO): mitochondrial intermembrane space
Source: RefSeq, a predicted model, not a curated record